CUCUUAGAAAUUACUUUGGGUGUGUUUUUGUUUGAGUAUUUAGGCUACGUCCAGGUUGCUUGACAGCUCUAACGGUCAAUUUUGACAACAUUAAUGCUAUAGCUCGUUAUUGUUAUUGAUUUUCAGCUGUUACUGAAGAUGAAUGUGUUAUGUGUUAGCUAGCCACCUACUAUCUAGUUAGUGCUAGAGAGUAAUUGCUACAUUCAGUCUCCUUUUUUUCUCCCUUCUGGCUACAGAUCUUUUUAGCUGAUAUGGAAAACACUGAUGCAACUUUUGGCACCUUCAUCAACCCCAACUACUUCCCGGGAAAGUUGUGGCGUUUGGUGAACGAUCCCCAGAUUUGCUCAGUCUGGUGGGACAACAGCGGGGAAGGGAUACUUGUUCAUCAGGAAACAUUCGAAGCCGAAGUGUUAUUGUCCCAACCCACACAUUUGUCUGAGUACUUCAGGACAACUGACUUCAUAAGUUUCGUUCGCCAGCUGAACCUGUAUGGCUUCAAAAAACAACGCACGAACAUCUCGGACAAGCAGUCGUACAACUCUUCGAUUAAAGCCCAACUGCACCAUUUUCAAAACCCGUACUUCAAACGGGAUAAGCCCGAGCUCCUGCUCGAUAUAAAGCGACGCACGCCUCUCAAUAAGGCCAAGCUCGCCGGCUUAAAGGUGACGGGCAGGACGCCCAGACGUUUCUAUCACGUGAUGCAGAAUUCAGCACAGGAAACCUCUGGCUUAAUGAGAACAGGUUCAGUCUUGCUUGAACAUCAGGGAACCCCUUACCACCAUCCCUGUAAUGUCCCUCAGCAGGAGCAGAGGAGCAACACACCUCAUCACUCACAGUACGGAUUUUACACACCAGUGUAUCAGCGCUGUAGCCCAGACGUCUUGGAUUCAACAGUGCCAUGCUCUCAACAACCAGCUGCUUCCUGCUCUCCUAGUGGCUAUCACCCUGACUACUCAGUCGGAUACGCUGACCCGAUCGAUCAGGAUCCAUACUGGAGAGCAGGUGAUGUUCCAGAGUCCAGGACGAGUGACCUGGGCAUAGAGAAAGAGGAACUGGACGCUAUAUUAGAGCUGGCGUUGGACAUGCAGGUCAGAUUAGAUGAUUUCCCAUCAAGAACAGCCCCGAGUGUGUAUCUGUGCUUACAGUGUAGUCAGAGCUGCCGUAGUACCAUAAGGUCCAAUAAUCGGAAUCCAGAACCAAGAACUGUUCACACGGUUCAAGAACAUACAGUGCCCUCCACUAAUAUUGGCACCCUUGGUAAAUAUGAGUAAAGGAUGCUGCGAAAAUGUGUCUUUAUUGUUGAGCCUUUUGACCUUUUGUUCAGCCUUCCUUGCUUAUAUUUACCAAGGGUGCCAAUAUUAGUGGAGGGCACUGUAUGUGGUGUAAAUUCCGUAGGUACGGAAAAACACUGACACCAUAGUAUAACCAUAAAAUGUGUGCAGUGUAAAUCAGUGUGUAGCCACCAUUGUUAAUGCGUAUUAUUCAUUAUAUUCAUUCCUUAUUUCUGUUCUUGCUCCUGUUGUAAAAUAAUCAGCACAUGACUGAACAAAACUUUUUCUUUUGUCACGAAUUUGCAGUCAGAAGUUUAUAGACUUGUUUGUGAGGUAAUGGAUUUGAGUUUAUGGGUGCG
Ictalurus punctatus (channel catfish) is the source of this 1630-nucleotide messenger RNA. RefSeq names its product heat shock transcription factor, X-linked-like. The transcript has 4 exons. The record is from RefSeq and is a predicted model, not a curated record. Gene Ontology annotation, biological process: regulation of DNA-templated transcription. NCBI's taxonomy places the organism in Eukaryota, Metazoa, Chordata, Actinopteri, Siluriformes, Ictaluridae. Gene Ontology annotation, molecular function: DNA-binding transcription factor activity; sequence-specific DNA binding. The coding region runs from base 252 to 1271 and encodes 339 amino acids.